This is a messenger RNA of Recurvomyces mirabilis, 225 nucleotides long. RefSeq lists its product as uncharacterized. The coding region runs from base 1 to 225 and encodes 74 amino acids. The transcript is spliced from 3 exons. Lineage: Eukaryota; Fungi; Ascomycota; Dothideomycetes; Mycosphaerellales; Teratosphaeriaceae. The record is from RefSeq and is a predicted model, not a curated record.
AUGGCUGGACCUACCGCCGCUGGUGAGAACGCACACGGCGUACGAUCGGGCAACAAUGGACGUCCUGCGAAGAUCAACCUGAAAGCGAUACGUUCUCUACAGACCGUCGACCAGGCCUCGAAGAAGCAACCCCAGCAAGAGCCAUUCGGUCCCGAGGACCCAGCUCCUCAACUACCACCUAGACACGCUCAGCGCGACCGCCAGCGUAUGGUGGAGAAUACUUGA